Oryzias melastigma (Indian medaka) is the source of this 3920-nucleotide messenger RNA. Its product is annotated as macrophage colony-stimulating factor 1 receptor 2. Bases 109 to 3177 code for a protein of 1022 amino acids. Gene Ontology annotation, molecular function: ATP binding; macrophage colony-stimulating factor receptor activity; cytokine binding. NCBI's taxonomy places the organism in Eukaryota, Metazoa, Chordata, Actinopteri, Beloniformes, Adrianichthyidae. The transcript has 22 exons. Gene Ontology annotation, biological process: protein phosphorylation; positive regulation of kinase activity; cell surface receptor protein tyrosine kinase signaling pathway. Gene Ontology annotation, cellular component: CSF1-CSF1R complex; signaling receptor complex. The record is from RefSeq and is a predicted model, not a curated record.
AAGUUAGGAGCAGAGGGAGGAGCAUGCGGAGGAGGAGGAUGACUGUGUUUUCAGGAGGAAGUAUGUCCUUCAGUUAGAGUCCGUUUGCCUUCAGUAGGAGCAGCAAAGAUGUGGCUCCUCUCUGUGCUGGUGUGGGUCCCCCUCAGCGGCUGCUGUGCUGCAGAAACUCCUGGUCCUCCACGACUUUGUCUAAACUCAACCAUCAUUCCAAACCAGUCUGAUAUCACCAUGAUGGCUGGCUCCGCUUUCAGUCUCAGCUGUCAUGGCAACAGGUCUGUCCGCUGGUCCAGUACUGCAUUAGGGAUAAACUGGAGCUCACAGACACAAAGAGUCAAAAGCGCAAAUCCCAGACACACAGGGACAUACACCUGUGGGUACACAAACCAGAGCCUGGAGCACCUGAACACCUCCUUCCACCUGUACAUCAAAGACCCGAGCGAUCCUUCAACGGUGUUCGUCACACGUCGUCGCAGUACCUUUACUUUAACGGAAGGUGAGGACUUCCUGCUCAUAUGCCUGCUGACAGACCCGUCCGUCACAAACCUCACCCUCCAACGGAAAGAUGGAAGACCCCUGCCCCCAGGAAUGAACGUCACCUUAAACCCCCAAAGAGGAGCUUGGAUCCAAGACGUGCAAGUGUCCUUCAGAGGACAAUAUGUCUGCUCAGGCUGGCGUGAUGGAAAACAGUUCAGAUCCAGCCCUCUUGAACUGGUGAUCCGCCCACUGCGUCACCCACCGACCCUGUCUAUCAGCCAGACUAAUUUUGUCCGUCUGGAAGGAGAGCUGUUUGAGGUCACCUGCCAGGCCAGUAAUCAAGACCACUUUUUCAAUGUCACCUGGACACACCGGGGUGUGAAGAAACUGAACACUUCUGUGAGCCGGCAACUCGUCAACAAGCAGUUGAUCAUCAGGAGCACUCUGACAGUCUCUGCUGUCAGUCAGAAAUACGGCGGGGAGUUCCUCUGCAUUGCUCACAAUGAAGGGGGGGUUACAGUGGAAACUGUGCAGCUUCGAGUUUUGGAUCGGCCCUACCUGCAGCUCUACUUGUAUCUACAGACCCCAACUGACACCAAUGCCUUUCAAGUCAAGGAGGACCAGUAUGCUAACGUUAGCAGCAUGGUGGUGAAAGCACAGGCCUGGCCUGCAGUCAACCCUAGCAACAGUUCACCAGCCAUCACGGAGAAACUGAUUGCCAACAUUAGCAAUGAAAGGAAUGAGAGUCUCAUUAGCAACAGGUGUAGAGUGGACGUCCACGAAGGCGGAGACGUCAGGCUCACCAUUGUGAUGGAGGCCUAUCCUCCAGUCAAGCAUCAGAAAUGGAUGACGCCAGCGUACAUGAGCAACACAGACAACACAGUGUUUGAGGAGAGCUACACCGCCGGGGAAGACAGGUCAGAAGCAACCCUGUUGCUGCGGCGGGUUCGUCAGGAGGAUCAGGGUCGAUACUCGUUUCAUUUUUCCAACCCUUUUUUCAACGGCUCUCAGGAUGUGACCCUGCUGAUUUACAGCUUUCCCACGGUUGCCAUAACCCAACAGAACCACAGUUUGAGCUGCUCAAGUUCUGGGUAUCCUCGACCCACGGUUCUCUGGUUCGUCUGUCUGGGCAUCCAGGACUCGUGUAUGAACGACUCCUCCAGUCAGGGAAUUCCAGGUAUAUUGACCUCACAAGAGGAGGAGGAGGAGGAGGUGAGGACACUCCUCCCAAUGCCAACAGAAGACCAUGUCCUCACAGUGGAGUGUGCAGCCUUCAACCUGCGGGGCAGAUCCAGCGGAGUCUUUCAUCACUGUCCUGUCAGAUUUCACAGCAUCUACACACCAGUUCUGAUCGGAGCUAUAAGUGCUGCUACCAUUCUUCUCCUGCUCCUGUUGGUCGUCCUUCACAGGUGGAGAAAGAAACCCAAAUAUGAGAUACGCUGGAAGAUCAUCGAGAGCACUGAUGGAAACAACUACGUCUUUGUUGACCCCAGCCAGCUGCCAUACAACCAGGAAUGGGAGUUUCCUCGAGACAAACUGCGACUUGGUGCAGUCUUAGGCUCAGGGGCCUUUGGGAAGGUCGUCGAGGCAACUGCAUACGGUCUUGGAACCGACAACAAGGCCACCAGGGUGGCUGUCAAAAUGCUCAAACCCAGUGCUCAUUCAGAAGAACGUGACGCUCUCAUGUCUGAGCUGAAGAUCCUCAGUCACCUUGGUUACCACAACAACAUCGUCAACCUGCUGGGGGCGUGCACUCAAGGAGGGCCCAUGUGGAUGAUCACAGAGUACUGUAUCCAUGGCGACCUGCUCAACUUCCUGCGGGUUCACGCCCAGGACUUGAUGGCAUUGACCAUGCUGACAGCAGAAGACGGAGAGGGGGCAGCGUGCUACAAGAACAUGGCGGUGCAAAAGGCCCGGCUGCGCAGUGACAGCGGGAUUUCCUGCUGCUCCGAGUAUCAGGAGAUGCAGCCAAUUCUGAGUCCAGGAAAAACUCAGAUGGGUAAGAUUGGUCAUACACCAGGUGUAUCUCUCUGUGACCUCAUGAUGUUUUCAUACCAGGUGGCUCAGGGUCUGGACUUCCUGUCUACCAGAAAUUGUAUCCACAGAGACGUGGCGGCGAGGAACGUCCUGCUGACUGAUCAGCACAUUGCAAAGAUCUGUGACUUUGGUUUGGCUCGGGACAUCCGGAACGACGACAGCUACAUUGUUCAGGGAAAUGCCCGGCUCCCGGUGAAGUGGAUGGCCCCUGAGAGCAUCUUCCAGUGCGUCUACACUCUGCAGAGUGACGUCUGGUCCUAUGGUGUCCUGCUAUGGGAGAUUUUCUCUCUGGGUAAGAGUCCAUAUCCCAACGUUGCAGUGGAUGCCAACUUCUACAGGAUGAUCAAAGAUGGACACCACAUGGAGGCUCCAGACUUUGCACCAGCUGAAAUGUAUCACCUAAUGACGCUAUGCUGGAGUCUGGAACCCACCCACAGACCCACCUUCAAGCAGGUCGGUGAGCACAUCAACAGGCUCCUCCUCAGCACUUGUGGCUCAUCGGGCUGCCACAGCCCAGAGCCAACAUACAGGAACAUAGACGACCGGAGAGAGGAAGAGGAGGUCCCAGAGCAAACACUGAAACCAAGAGCAGCAGAAGAGUCAGGUCACCAUGACAACCGAGAAACUGGAGCUGAGAAGAUGGAGAUAAUCUACAAACAGACCUGAAUGUCUCAUCUAAAGAAAGGGAUCAGUUGACCCUGAAGCAGAACUGUAUUCACACAAUAAGAAUCAAACACCAAAGCUCCGCCCAUCUAUCAGCAAUGGGACCAAUGGAUCCAGAGAAAGUAUUUCCACUAGACUUCUGUGACGUCUUCAAGCAAAUUUCAGUUCUUUGAGUCAAGGCAACAGAGAGUGAUUUACUUUGUUUAGUUUAAUGAUUGUACUUGCUUUAUUUUUUAACCUUUUUUAUGUCUGAACAUUUUUGAAUUUGUUACAAUUGUGUUUAAUGUUUAGCUAAACUGUUAUAUUUCUGAAUUGUUGUUUUGUCUGGAGCAUUUAUUGUUUAGCAUAGACGUAUAAGCAGAAAUAUCCAGACCCCUCUCUACAGAUUCACACAAACAAACACACAAAAACAGAUGAACAAUUUUGUUUUUAAUACGGAGCUUCAUGUGACUGCUUUAAGACCGUAAAAUCCUAUGUAAAGCCAGAAAUCACAAGGGAAGUCAAUGGGUGAAAGAUGAUCAACAGACAAAAGUGUCAUACUGCCUUAUAUCAUUUCUUUUUUCUUUUUUUCUCCUUCAGGUGUCAUUUUGUAUCUUUGAAAGUUGUUGUUAUUGCUAAAAUGAUCAAGUAUUCUGGGCCCUGAUCCAAUUCAUUUGAUUUUGAGUUUUUGCCGAUACCGAGUUCUGAUCCGAUACUUUUGUUACACGAAAAUAAAAUGAACAAAUGUAAUAAACACAUCAAAAUUG